UGAGCCUGGUUGUGUUUCAGGUGUUGACAGCAGGUCCGUUCUUCACCUCUCUUUGCUUUCUUUAUUCCACCCUGCCUCGCUCUCCUUUCUUUCUCUAUUUAAUCCACCUUUCUUAACCUGCCUGUUGUGUGUCUAUCUAUUUAUUUUAUUUAUGUAUUUAUUCAUGCAUCUUAUCAUUUGAAAAGGUUUUAUUCUAAACAUCUUCUCCAAUGAGAAUAAAAGAUGGAGCUUCAUAUUUUAGAGCACAGCCUGAAAGUGGCGAGUAUAGAGAAAGAGGGGAUCCAGAUCUGCACUCAUGGAUUAAUAAAACUCGCUUUCUUGGCCUCCAAAACAAGAUGCAAGUUUUUCAGUUUGACAGAGACUCCGGAGGACUACACCAUCAUCGUGGACGAGGAAGGCUUUAAAGAGCUGCCCCAGUCGGAGCACAUCAGUGUGGCCGACGCCACGUGGUUGGCCCUCAACGUGGUGUCGGGGGGCGGCAACGCCUCCAACUCGCAACCCAUCGGAGUCACUAAAAUCGCCAAAUCGGUCAUCGCGCCGCUGGCCGACCACAACAUCUCUGUUUUCAUGCUGUCGACGUAUCAGACCGACUUCAUCCUGGUGCGAGAGCGAGACCUGCCGAUGGUCAUGCACACGCUGUCUUCCGAAUUCACUUUGCUUCGGGUGGUCAACGGAGAGACUGUUGCUGCUCACGAUCUGGGAGUCACCAACGGCUUCGUGAAGCCUAAACUUGUGCCCCGUCCCAUCAUUCACCCGUUAUCUAGUCCCAGCAACAUGUUCUGUGUGACCAGCCUGGACCCAGACACACUGCCCUCUGUAGCCACCCUGCUCAUGGACGUCAUGUUUUACUCUGGAGGGUCAAAGGAGCCCGGAGCGUCCAGCGAGGACUCCAGCCACAUCCGCUUCUUCUCCUUCUCCCUUAUCGAGGGCUACAUCUCUCUGGUCAUGGACGAACAGACAACUCAAAGGUUCCCAAACAAUGUCCUCUUCACCAGCGCUUCUGGUGAGCUUUGGAAAAUGGUUCGCAUCGGGGGACAACCUUUAGGGUUCGAUGAGUGCGGCAUCGUGGCUCAGAUAUCAGAACCCCUGGCAACGGCUGACAUUCCAGCUUACUACAUUAGUACCUUCAAGUUUGACCACGCCCUGGUUCCCGAAGAAAACAUCCAAAGUGUGAUCGGCGCUCUGCGGACCAAGAGCACGGCGCAGUGAAGGGAGCCGGAGGAGAAACGAUGACCGCUUUCAAAGUCAUUUCGUUCAAACGUUUAUCAUGUCCAAAAAGUGCCAAGAGCUUAUUAGCGGACUACUGUGGAUCGGCUCUGAAAGGAAGUGAUGUAACCACGACGCGUGGGUUGGCGUACGGGGGCGGGCGGGUGGGGGAGUGUGACGGUGUGUUAGCGAUGCCUUUGUUCGGACAUUUUCUUUCCCCCCCACUCCUCCUUCCUUCCUUCCCUGGCGCUGGAGGCCCUCCGCCGCCUGCUCUGCUUUAGUUUACCAGACUGAAUCUGUUUCUUUUCCUCUCUAAAGCUGCUCCUUCCCACUCCCUGACCCUCCUGAGCACCAUACUGUAUUAGUUACAUAAUCCCUCUCAUGGAAGGAUGACGAAUGUACUCUCAAAAAAACAAAAGAAAUUAUAUAUAUCAAGCUCUCCAUAUUAUUUUUUUGUUUUCCAACAGGUCAUUUCUCAGUGCCAAGAUGUCUGAAUGCCUAAACCGAUGCCUUUUCUCAAAAUACUAUACGUGUGUGUGCAAUUGUAGGAGACAAUUCUUGAGACCGCCGGCGAUGACGCAGCGCCCGGUCGGGUAAUACGGUGUGUUUUUGUGUUUCUUUUGCUUUUAGUAGCUUUUGAACAUCGUUUAACUUACAGCAAUGAUCUUACUGUAAGAGUCCAUUGUUUAAAUUCAGAUGCUUGAUCCAUGACCUUGAUGAGGAAAUUAUCAUUUUAGUGUUUUAAAAACGUAAUAUGCAUUCACGCUGUGAGCAGCCUGGUUGAUGGGUCACUCA
Sebastes umbrosus (honeycomb rockfish) is the source of this 2001-nucleotide messenger RNA. It is a transcript of the gene castor2, whose product is annotated as cytosolic arginine sensor for mTORC1 subunit 2. The transcript is spliced from 9 exons. Bases 223 to 1209 code for a protein of 328 amino acids. Gene Ontology annotation, cellular component: cytosol. NCBI's taxonomy places the organism in Eukaryota, Metazoa, Chordata, Actinopteri, Perciformes, Sebastidae. Gene Ontology annotation, biological process: negative regulation of TORC1 signaling; cellular response to L-arginine. The record is from RefSeq and is a predicted model, not a curated record.